AUGCAGCCAACUACUCGUCUUCAUUCAUCGGGAUCUCUGGAUCAGUUUAAGCCAGUCCUUGUUACCCCUGUUAUCGGCAACGAGUUCACCAAAGACUCGUGCAACAUUGUGGAUGAUAUCCUGCACGUCCCUAAUGCGGAUGAGCGCAUCCGCGACCUAGCAAUCAUGAUCGCCGAACGAGGUGUAGUCUUCUUCCGCGCCCAGGACAACCUCACCAAUGACCUCCAGAAAGAGCUCAUUCUCCGCAUGGGCCAGCUCACCGGCCGUCCUUCCGACCACGGGCUACACAUCCACCCAGUGACAAACGACGCACGCGAGUUCGGCGACCCAGAUCCCGCAAUCAGCACCAUUGACUCUGAGGGCCGUAAGAAGCUCUACAAGAACUCAAACUACACUAAGAUGGCCGCUGUGUGGCAUAGCGACAUCGCGUUUGAGCCCGCUCCUGCGGAUUUCUCUUCUUUGCGUCUGAUCAAACUCCCUGAGACUGGUGGUGAUACUCUUUGGGCUUCUGGGUAUGAGAUCUAUGACCGCAUCAGCAAGCCCUAUCAGAAGUUCUUGGAGACACUUAGCGCUGUCUAUGACGGUGAGGGGUUCCGACGUAUGGCCCAGUCAGGCAAUUUUGCGAUGUAUACCAAGGAGAGAGGCUCGCCGAAGAAUGUCGGGUCAGACCUUUUUGCUGUGCAUCCGGUCGUGAGGACGAACCCAAUCACAGGCUGGAAGUCGAUUUUUGCAGUUGGCUCGUUUCCUUCUAUCAUUAAUGGCUUGAACCGCCGAGAGAGUGCAAAUAUGUUACAGUGGUUUCACGACCUGAUCACCUAUGGGCAUGACCUCCAAGUCCGUCUCAAGUGGAACCAGCCUAAUGACAUCGCAAUUUGGGACAACAGAAGUGUUUUCCACACUGCAACGGGUGACCACGAAGGCUUUGGCGCACGCAGUGGCAACCGGGCUGUCGGAGUUGGAGAGGUGCCUUUUUUUGAUCCUGAAAGCAAGUCCCGUCGUGAAGACUUGGGAAUUAUGGAUGACCUUGCUCCUUGUCAUCAAUGA
Messenger RNA from Penicillium lagena, 1044 nucleotides. RefSeq names its product TauD/TfdA dioxygenase family protein. NCBI's taxonomy places the organism in Eukaryota, Fungi, Ascomycota, Eurotiomycetes, Eurotiales, Aspergillaceae. Gene Ontology annotation, cellular component: cytoplasm. The coding region runs from base 1 to 1044 and encodes 347 amino acids. The transcript is spliced from 5 exons. The record is from RefSeq and is a predicted model, not a curated record. Gene Ontology annotation, molecular function: 2-oxoglutarate-dependent dioxygenase activity.